Messenger RNA from Plasmodium inui San Antonio 1, 1872 nucleotides. RefSeq lists its product as hypothetical. Lineage: Eukaryota; Apicomplexa; Aconoidasida; Haemosporida; Plasmodiidae. Gene Ontology annotation, cellular component: mitochondrial inner membrane; transcription factor TFIIA complex. The coding region runs from base 1 to 1872 and encodes 623 amino acids. Gene Ontology annotation, molecular function: protoporphyrinogen oxidase activity, oxygen as acceptor. The record is from RefSeq and is a predicted model, not a curated record. Gene Ontology annotation, biological process: transcription initiation at RNA polymerase II promoter; heme biosynthetic process. The transcript is spliced from 13 exons.
AUGUCCCUGCUGAAAGACUCUGAGCUGGAGGAAGUGCACAGGAAGAUCAUCGACGGGACCAUCGAGAAGUGCAGCCAGUUCUACAACACACGCAUUUUGGAAGCCAUAAAGAUCAGGUGGCUGAAGAUAUAUGAGAGGAAGCUGCAGGUUACGGAGAGGGCCUCUGACCAGCCGGGCGUGCCGCAGCAGCAGGGCAGGAUCAACAUUACCGACGACUUUGAGGACGACGAAUUUGAAGACGCCGAAGUGGAGGAGAAGGAAAUAGUCGAGCUGGAAGAGCACGUCCAGGAUGACGAGGCGGACGAACUCAAAGAACUAGACGACAUCUCCAUAAGCGACCUGAGCGACGUGGACCCCCCGACAUCUAACGUGAUCGUCGGGAUUUGCGACAAAAUAACCAAACCCUGUGGGCGCAGGAACGCAAGUAGCAAUUGGAAGAUAAAGCUUAAGGGAGGACUGAUGAAGGUGGACGGGAAGGAGAUGUUCUUCCGCAGUUUGCAGGGCGAGCUGGACAUUGUAGGCGGCGGCGUGGACUCCCUCUGUCUGGCCCUAUACUUGUCCAAAAAUAAACACCACGUGAAGCUGCUAAACGUUAAGAUGAAAUGCAGCCUCAUUGAUACAGUGUAUUUAAAUAACAACGUAUUUGAGGUGGGGAGGCACUAUAGCUUCUCCCUGGGUGGGCCUUCCUCUCAUUUCAAUGAACUGCUUCGAUCGGUCACUGCAGAGGAUGAAGUCAUUUUGAGUAACCCGUACGCAAACAACCUUUCCUAUUUGGAUGAAUUUGGACGAAUUUACCGAAUCAAUAAGUUUAUCCUGAAGAUUUUGUUCUACCUUGUGAAAGACUACCUCUUCGGAUCAUCCAUCCCUACGCCAAAGGGGGAGCGAAUGGACUCAUUUUUCUCCAAACGAUUCGGAGCUCACUUAUUCGAAAGUGUGAUUCGUCCAUACUGCCUCCACUACUUUGGGUACCCUCCCCGGGAUGUGCUCAUGCGCUCCCAUUUCUCCGACUUUAUGAAUCGGAUGGAGGAAGAAAAGUCCCUCAUCAAGGCUCUCCGCGCAACCGCAAGAACAGGUAGCUCGUCCAUCUUUUCCAAAAAAAAGAAGAUCGGAAAAUUCAGGAAGGGAAACGUCACCCUAGUGAACAAACUUCGGGACCACCUACAAUUAUGCAGCAACGUCGAAGUGAUAACCAGGAGGGGAGACCUACAAAUUAGGUGCAUGCGCCGCGGGGUGAAGGUGCGUCUCGGAAGGAAGUCCAUCAAAUGUGAACAAAUCAUUUUCUGUCUGAGUCCACCCGAACUGAAGAACCUUCUGCGGAAUGUGAUCUUCGAGGAGAAGAAAAAAAAAGACACACUCGUGAAAAAAUACUUGUCGAAAUUCCGCUCCCACGUUGUUAGAAUUUCCAACGUCUGCUUUGCCAAGAAUAUGUUGCCUUUUUCGCACUCGUUGGAAUCCCUCCUCUUAUUCAAAAGGAACAAACAGAACAAGCUGAUCUCGGUGUUGUACGAUCACAACAUAUUCCCCCCCCAGUGUGAUGGGCCUAGUGCACUCGAGGACCAUCCAGGAGAACCUUCACCUGAGGGGGGCCUUUACGAGACGAGCCUGCGAUUCAUGAGCAGAGAAACGGAUGAACGCAAAUCGGUCGACGAAAUAAAUGGUUUCCUUCGAGGCGUCGUGGGGGUGGAGGAGAAGCCCGACUUGCUCAUCAGCCACGUCCACCACGUCUUCCCCUUCGAUGCGCGCGCCGACCAGGUGUACAAAAAGAUAAUUAGAAAAAAGAGCCAAAGGGUACGGCUGUUCUGGGCAUUCUACUUUUUUAGAAAUUUCGAGUUCUGCCUGCAGGAGGCCAAGCGGUUUAGCGACGCGAUUUAG